AAAAGGGGAGACAGGAAUUGUUUCACCUGCACUCAGUGUGGAAAGAGUUUUGGAAGACAAAGCAGUCUUAAAAUUCACAUGAGGAUCCACACUGGAGAGAAACCAUUCACAUGCACCAAGUGUGGGAAGACUUUCAGCCAAAUAUCAUCCCUUAAUCAACACAUGAGGAUCCACACUGGAGAGAAACCAUUCACAUGCACCCAGUGUGGGAAGACUUUCAGACAAAUAACAGCCCUUAGCAAACACAAAAAAAUCCACACUGGAGAGAAAUCUUUCACAUGCACUCAGUGUGGGAAGAGUUUCAGCCAAUCAUCAUCCCUUAAUAGUCACAUGAGGAUCCACACUGGAGAGAAACCAUUCACAUGCACUCAGUGUGGGAAGAGUUUCAGCACAUCAUCAUCCCUUAAUCUACACAAGAUGAUUCACACUGGAGAGAAACCAUUCACAUGCACUUUGUGUGGGAAGAGUUUCAUCCAAUCAUCAUCCUUUAAUCUACACAUGAGGAUUCACACUGGAGAGAAACCCUUCACAUGCACCCAUUGUGGGAAGAGUUUCAUCCGCUCAUUAUCCCUUGAUCUACACAUGAUGAUCCACACUGGAGAGAAACCCUUCACAUGCACCCAGUGUGGGAAGAGUUUCAGCCAAUCAUCACACCUUAAUCAACACAUGAUGAUCCACACUGGAGAGAAACCCUUCACAUGCACCCAGUGUGGGAAGAGUUUCAGCCAAUCAUCACACCUUAAUCAACACAUGAUGAUCCACACUGGAGAGAAACCCUUCACCUGCACUCUGUGUGGGAAGAGUUUCAGCCAAUCAUCAUACCUUAAUCUACACAUGAUGAGCCACACUGGAGAGAAACCAUUCACAUGCACUCAGUGUGGGAAGCGUUUCAGCAAAUCGUCAUCCCUUAAUCUACACAUGAGGAUCCACACUGGAGAGAAACCUUUCACAUGCACUCAGUGUGGGAAGAGUUUCAGCCAAUCAUCACACCUUAAAAAACACAUGAGAAUCCACACUGGAGAGAAACCAUUCACAUGCAUCCAGUGUGGUAAGAGUUUUAACUGCUCAUCAUCCCUUAAUCAACACAUGAGAAUCCACACUGGAGAGAAAUCAUUCACAUGCACUCACUGUGGGAAGAGUUUCAACCAACCAUCACACCUUAAUCACCACAUGAGGAUCCACACUGGAGAGAAACCAUUCACAUGCACUCAGUGUGGGAAGAGUUUCAGCAUAUCAUCAUCCCUUAAUCUACACAUGAGGAUCCACACUGGAGAGAAACCUUUCACAUGCACUCAGUGUGGGAAGAGUUUCAGCCAAUCAUCACACCUUAAAAAACACAUGAGAAUCCACACUGGAGAGAAAUCAUUCACAUGCACUCACUGUGGGAAGAGUUUCAACAAAUCAUCAUCCCUUAAUCUACACAUGAGGGUCCACACUGGAGAGAAACCAUUCACAUGCACUCUGUGUGGGAAGAGUUUCAGCCAAUCAACAAGCCUUAAUGAACACAUGAAGAUCCACACCGGAGAGAAACCAUUCACUUGCACUCAGUGUGGGAAGAGUUUCAUCCGCUCGUCAUCCCUUAAUAUACACAUGAGGAUCCACACUGGAGAGAAACCAUUCAAAUGCACUCAGUGUGGGAGAAGUUUUAGCAAAUCAUCAUCCCUUAAUCUUCACAUGAUGAGCCACACUGGAGAGAAAUGAUUCACCUGCUCCUAAGCCAUGGUCACACUGGACUUUUCUCCCCAUAGACUUCCAUACAUACGCACGUGAAUGCGUCAGACCGGAAACGCAAGUUCUUGCAUCAAGUUUCGCAGUUCACUACCUUGCAAAGUUCAAGCUUGGUGAACUCUGACCUGCGAAAUCGCAUCACUUGACUGUGUCAGACCAAUCGAAGAUCAAAACAUGACCUCGCUGGACCAAAAUGUAAAAUAUGGACCAAUCGCUCACUUUUUUUAAAAUGUCUAAUCAUCUUGUUUGAUCCUGCCCCUUUUCGCAGAGCUGUACAACAGAAUUUUGCAUGCUCAAACUCUAGUGUGACCGCAGAUUCAGUGUGGGAUGAGUUUCACCAACUCCUCAGACCUUAAACACAUGAAGAUCCACACUGCUGUGAAAGAGUAUAUGUGCUUGAGUGUGAAAAGAUUUAUUACAGCUCCAAAAUUGAAACUGCACCAGACAAUUCACACUGGAGAGACCGUACAAGUGUUCACACUGUUACAAGAGGUUUAAUCAGUGAACACAUCUGAAAACACAGAAGAGGAUUCCCACUGGAGAGAAACUGUACAGAUCUGAUCAGUGUCUACAGAGUUUCGCUCAUUCGGCGCAGCUUAAGAAACACAUGGACAAAAAGUUGCCCACAUGACAUAAAUGCAGCAAAACAUUUUCUCAUGUGCAAAGGAUGUUUUAUGUCUGAAUAAUUUUUGAAAAGGCUGAGUGAUGGUAUACUGUUUUCCAACACUCCUACAUUGCAGUAGGUGGGGUUGUAAAUGUGUUGCGUUCCUCGCGUUUACCGUAAACACGAUGGCGGCUGAGAGAAGAACAGUUUCAUAAACAUCUGGCAAACAGCACGUCUGCGGCUUAAAAUCUCUUUGAAAUUUAUUGUACAGGUGCGGAUACAUUUGUACUCCACUCUCUAGUGUAUUCAUGUAGCUAGUGUUGUUUUAGAUGAUGUUCUUUGUCUGAAUCCCUGAAUGAGAAACAAAUCACUGUGAAGACACCGCACAUCAAAGAAGGUGGAGCUCCA
This is a messenger RNA of Danio aesculapii, 2740 nucleotides long. Its product is annotated as gastrula zinc finger protein XlCGF57.1-like. Gene Ontology annotation, biological process: central nervous system development; regulation of transcription by RNA polymerase II. The coding region runs from base 79 to 1701 and encodes 540 amino acids. Lineage: Eukaryota; Metazoa; Chordata; Actinopteri; Cypriniformes; Danionidae. The transcript has a single exon. Gene Ontology annotation, cellular component: nucleus. Gene Ontology annotation, molecular function: RNA polymerase II cis-regulatory region sequence-specific DNA binding; DNA-binding transcription factor activity, RNA polymerase II-specific. The record is from RefSeq and is a predicted model, not a curated record.